CGGCCGUUGGGAGUCUGAGGAGGUGCGGCGGCGGCGCGGUGGGAGCUGGGUCGGCCCUGCGCGCCCCGCUGUUCGCCGCCGCGGCCGCCGGGGUUCCUUUUCACGGGCGUAGCUCGGCCUCGGCGCCUUGGGGGCUGCUUUACGUUGCGUUCCUCUUCCCACGCGCCCCCGCUUUCUUGUUGCCACUUUGUUUUUUGAGCAGCUCCUGAAGUCCCGACCCGGUCAUGGUGGUGAGCCCGAAGGUGAAGCGCUUCUUGCAGCUGGUGCCCGGGAAGCGGCGCUUCGGCGUUUACCGGUUCCUGCCUUUCUUCUUCCUCCUCGGGGGAGCGAUGGAGUGGUUCAUGAUUAACGUCCGUAUUGGCAAGGAGACGUUUUAUGAUGUUUACCGCAGGAAACGAUCUGAAAGACAGUAUGAGGCAAGGAUGGAAAAAAAUGACUUUUAGCUGAAACAUUUCAAGGCCAAUAUCCUGAAUUCUUCAGGCAUAUUCAUAUCAAAGAAACAUUACUGCCACAGGAAUGGUAGGUGCAAGAUUUUAUCCCUGCAAGAUGAGUUAUGAUCCACAAGUUUAUGAUAAAAGUUUAAGGAGAUUUUGGCAGUAUAUUCUUUCAUCAUCCACUUAAGGUGUUCUUGGUUUUUUUCUUUGAUAAUUUGUUUUUUAAAUCAUAUGCAGCAGUGGAUAGUUCAUUGCAUUUAGGCUUGUGCCACCUAUUUAAUGUUUGUUUAGUUCUUCUAAAUAAACUAGACUGAACAAACAAAA
Rhea pennata is the source of this 758-nucleotide messenger RNA. Its product is annotated as ubiquinol-cytochrome c reductase complex assembly factor 5. The transcript has 2 exons. The coding region runs from base 225 to 443 and encodes 72 amino acids. Lineage: Eukaryota; Metazoa; Chordata; Aves; Rheiformes; Rheidae. The record is from RefSeq and is a predicted model, not a curated record.